Phytophthora nicotianae INRA-310 is the source of this 3514-nucleotide messenger RNA. RefSeq lists its product as hypothetical. Gene Ontology annotation, molecular function: protein binding; zinc ion binding; nucleic acid binding. The record is from RefSeq and is a predicted model, not a curated record. Bases 1 to 3375 code for a protein of 1124 amino acids. The transcript is spliced from 5 exons. NCBI's taxonomy places the organism in Eukaryota, Oomycota, Peronosporomycetes, Peronosporales, Peronosporaceae. Gene Ontology annotation, cellular component: histone deacetylase complex. Gene Ontology annotation, biological process: regulation of transcription by RNA polymerase II.
AUGACGAUCACGUCGGACGAGGUGAAUUUCCUCGUCUAUCGAUACCUGCAGGAGUCGGGCUUCCUGCACUCGGCCUUUACCUUCGCGUACGAGAGCCAGCUAGCUAAGUCCAGCGUUAUCAACACGGAGCUGCCUCCCGGCGCCCUCGUGUCCUUUAUGCAGAAGGGGCUCCAGUAUGUCGGUAUCGAGGCGCACAUCAACGAGGAUGGAACAGAGCGCGAGUGCGAUGGAGACUUCUCGCUACUGAGUCCGCAUAUCUGCCGCGUGGCACAAUCCGCCUCGAGCAGCGCGAGGUCGUUCAAAGCCUCCAAUAAGCGGAAACGGAAGGGGGACGGCUCGCCUGAUGCUGUGGACGGUACGAAAGGUAGGGGAAUAGUCUACGUAUUGGUAUAUAGAUUUUUUGUAUUAACUGGAAUAUUGUGGAUUGUUGCAGAAAUGAACGGCGUAGAUAAACUAGACAAAGAGGCGCUAGUGCUGCUGAGCGGACACGAGAAGGAAGUGUAUGCAUGCUCGUGGAGUCCCGUAAAGAACGUCUUGGUCUCUGGAUCGAGCGACUCUACGGCGCGGGUCUGGUCGCUGCCGAACAAAGUGGAGAAUAGCAAAGCUAUUAAACCCAAAGUGUUGAGCCAUGGCACAGGACCACACAAGGAUGUCACGACUCUCGAGUGGAAUCAUAAUGGAUCUUUGCUGGCGUCAGGAACUUAUAAUGGCAAGACACGAAUCUGGGACGCGGAAGGCGAGAUGAAGCACAUUUUCCAGUACCACAACGGCCCAGUGUUUGCUACGCGGUGGAGCAAGAGCAGCUUGUUCCUACUCAGCGCUAGUUUUGAUAAGACUGUGGUUGUAUGGGACGCAGCGACUGAAACGAAGAAGCAGCAGCUGAAAUUGCACGAUGAUCCGAUCCUGGACGCAUCGUGGAAAGAUGACGCUACGUUUGCUACGUGCUCGUCAGAUAUGAGCAUUUGUGUUGCUCGAGUGGGAGAAACUAAGGCUGAUGUCGUGCUUCGAGGACACAAAGACGCGAUUAACUCGGUCAAGUGGGAUCCUGCUGGACGAUAUUUGGCGUCGUGUUCAGAUGACUACACGGUAAAAAUAUGGGAUCCGUCUAAGGCUAUUGAGAAGAAGAAUCCAGCAGAUGGAGAGGCUAUGGAGGUCGAUAGCAACGAGAAUAACAAGAAGGACACGGACUUGGAUGCGGUAACUUCAGCUGCGUUGGUAUACACUCUUCAAGAACACAAGAAGGAAGUGUAUACGUUUCGUUGGAGCUGCACUGGGCCAGGCACAUCGCUCCCGGAUCAGCCGCUGACAUUAGCCAGUGCAUCUUUCGACGGCACCGUGAAGCUUUGGGACGCCGAAUCAGGUUCCUGUAGGAGAACAUUUGAUCACCAGUAUCCUGUAUAUGGUGUUGCGUUUAGCCCGGAUGGGGAGUACUUGGCUAGUGGAACAGUAGGGGGAAUGGUCAACGUUUGGUCAUUAAAGUUCUACGAAAGUCAGGACGAUAGCGACAGCUGCCAGCUCUUCCAUGACGUCGACGACGUGGCGGUAGAGCGGGAGCAGAAUGCAGGUCAUCCCGCCAAGGAGCAAGGCCGCAUCCGCCAGCUCGUGGAGCUGCUGACGUUGCAGAGCCACAACGUGGGCGACGCUCGCUCUGCGCUCGUAGACAAGCUCCUGGGCGUCGUCAAGGUGAAUGAGCUGCUGUUGACGCGCGCCACAGAGGAGCAGAUCGCUAGCGCGGCCAAUGACGCGAUCACAGACGAGAUUUUGGCGUCCGUGGACCAAGAGGAGCGACGCCGGAACGAGUUGGCAGUUAAAGAGCAGCAGAUAGUGGCGGCUUCAACAUCGACGCUCGAGCAGUUGAGUCCAUUCCGCGUGUUGGAGCUUGUGGAUGUACUGGACUCCACGACUGGUGGAAUGGUCAAGAAAGUCCUGACUAAGGUGAGACGGAGAGCUCCACUUAAUGCGAGGAUGGAGCGACACAAUGAAAUGGAUAGAGAUGUCGAGUUUUGCAAGUUUUGCUCGGCGUAUGGAGACCACACAGCUGCACAACAUCGCUGUCGACUAUGCGGAGUAGAAGGAGACCACCGGAGUCGGAGUUGCCCGAAUCAAGGAGCGAUUCCAGCCGAUUCGAACACGAAUUCGCCCGUGAAGACUGUAGCUACAGUUGAGGAACAAAAAUUCUGCACAUUAUGUAACUCAUGGGGAACGCACGCUACUGAGCGUCAUCGAUGUCGCACGUGCGGGGCUCAUGGAGCUCACCGUAGCCAACGGUGUCCUGCAGCUUCAUCGUCGUCUCUAGUGCCAUGGAUUGGACCAACGGAAUUGCGCAAGGGGCGAAAGUACUGUUCAUAUUGUAAUGCAUGGCGUCCACAUGCAUCUGACGAGCAUCGAUGUCGAUUAUGUGGAGUAAUUGGAGAUCAUGGGAGCAAGAAGUGCCCAAAACGGACGAAUGGAUCGUCCUCAAGUCCUAGAUUUACACAACAUGGCGACGAUACAUCGCCAGCCAUGUCUCCCGAUAAGACCAAGACGUUCUGUACAUUUUGUCGGAGAGAAGCUGCACAUACGACGAACGAACAUCUUUGUCGAGUGUGUCGAGCCGUGGGGUUGCAUCGGUCUGAUGGCUGUCCACAGCGCAGUAGUAGCAGUACCGUGCUGUCGUACUCAGUGGAUGCUGCGUCUAAAGUUCGAGAUCGCGUGCUGGAGACAAUUCCUCAAGUGCUCCCGCCUCCUGCAGUAACUCUCGUGUGGCGUAGUCUGGACAAAGUGGGCGAUGCUGAUCUCAUAUUACGCAAGACACUACAACGGAUAGGCGUCUGGGGUGGAGGAUCUCAGACGCCUAUUACGACACCCUAUGCACCCCCAAGUGCCAACUUCAGCGGCGUGGAGGCAGUUGAUGAAGCUGCUAGAGAUGAUAGCGAGGCGGUUCAGCGGUAUCCUCUGGAACUUAAGCGCGUGACUUCUGCGUCGUCUUCAUGUAGCAAUUCUUCGGCUCCAUUGAUGCUGAACGAAGGACAGUCCAGCGGUGUCUACGUAUUGUCGUAUGCUGAAGGGCACUCUGUGGUUCCCGCUCGUAUCUUGAAGUACAUGCGGUUGCUCAUGCACCACGAAAUAUCGACGAAUGCGUUCUCAGUGGUGGUUCGGUUUGAUCCACGUCCAUCGCAUUGGGAGUUAAUGAAGCCUGGAAUGGUGUCGCCUCGCUCGUUGCCUUCGAGUCCAACGUUGAGUCGCCAACUACAGAAACGAAUGGCUCAUUACACUUUGCAGACUCUACUGGGUGCACGCGAUAAACUUCGAGAACUCGACACUGCACGACGUAAACUGCAACAUCGACUGCGACAGCAUGAACAAAUUCAGGCCCAACGAAGGAAACAAUCCUGAUGAAUUGUAGAUAGUGUGAAUAUCUUCAGCAGGUGUGAAUAUGGACACAUUUCUCAAUUACUGGUACGUCUCGUGUUCGAAUUUGAGGUAGUUCAAGCGGAAUCGACCAAGCUCCCUCCAUGGUGUAGAUCUUGUGGUA